AUGGGUGGCGCCAUAUCAAUUAAUAAACUUCGCAAGAAAAAUAAAUCAAAACAUACCAGAACCAUCCAAAGAUAUGAAAAAAAAACAGAUGAUGCAAAAGAACCAUUAAAAUAUUAUUUAGCAAAUUUUAUAAAAGAUACGGACAUAAUGGUACUGGGACAUUUCCUUGGGCGAUAUCUUUUUCAAAGUAUCCAUAAUGCGCCAGUUGAGGAAAUUUUGACAAAUGAAAAUUGUAAAGUCUUGGAUGUGGGCUGCGGGUCGGGAACUUGGUUAUUAGAAUCGGCGACACUUUAUAGGUCAUCGAGUUUCCUCGGAAUCGAUUUGUGCACUAUAUAUCCAGCAGAAAUUAAGCCGGAUAACGUGGAAUUUAUGCAAGUCGAUGUUUUGAAUGGGCUUCCAUUCGAAGACAAUACAUAUGACUACGUACACCAAGGAAACAUGGUUGAAGUAUAUACAAUAGAUCAAUGGAAUUUCAUCAUCUCAGAACUAAUUAGGGUGUGCAAACCGGGCGGAUACAUAGAAUUCACCGAACCCGAAUUAGCUCCUAAAACUGGUCCAAUACUUAAAAGAUUCUACGACGCACUGAUAGAAUUAAGCGAGUCACGUAAUGUGAGAAUACGAAUGUAUAGAAACCUCAUCAAAAUCUUAAACUCAACACAGACGGUACAUAAUAUCGAAUCAAAAGUUGCCAUAGUACCAUUAGGGAUGAAGAAAGGGGGAAACGUCGGACAAGCAUAUUUGGAAGUACAUGAUGGAUUUUUCUUGAAUGAUCCCAUGCCUGAAACCAUGAGUAAAAUUAUGAACCUUUCACAACAAGAAUAUUUUGAUCUAUUUGAUGAAGCUAAGCAAGAAAUUGAAAAGGGCAUAGCACCUGAUUGUGAAAUAUAUAGAAUAUGGUGUCAAAAAAGAAUUUAA
Molecule: messenger RNA, 915 nt
Organism: Funneliformis mosseae
Lineage: Eukaryota; Fungi; Glomeromycota; Glomeromycetes; Glomerales; Glomeraceae
Source: the annotation of a GenBank genome assembly